AUUAAACAUUAAGUUUCCGCAGCUCCAGUACGACGCAAGGAUUUUGUUUCAUCUCAGUAUAAAAUACAAGCACGCUUUUCAGUAACUUCUGUACGCAUCUGUAGAUAAAGACAUUAAAAAAAAUACAAAAUUAAAAAAACGUCGGUUGACGCGAGUCAGUCAGUGGAAUUAACGCGGGAAACGCGUCGUCAGCGUUAAUCCGUGAGGAGACACUGCAGGCGGAGAGAUGAAACUUCCCUCGCCGGAACCGAGAGCAGGAAAGGCUGGAAAAAGCGGAAAUAAACAGUCGCGCUACACGCCACAAGAGGAACUGCAGUUAUGGGCGGAAUCCGAGGCUAGUGCGCACUACAGAGAGCACCGCGAGUCGCACUCGUGAGGAUGUGGAUCACUCCUGAAGAAGUCGCGCUGAAAAACGCGCUGAAGCUUUGGGUGACGGACAGAUCUAACGAUUACUUCCUCCUGCAGCACCGGCGAGGACACGGAGACACGGGAGGGAAGAUCACAGGUUUGCUGGUGGGUGCGUUGGACACAGUGUUGGACUCAAAUGCGCGUGUGGCCCCGUUCCGGGUCGUUCUGCAUGUCCCCGGGUCACAGGUCAGCUGGGUCAUAGCCAGCGGAGCCACGCUAGAGGAGGUGCAGAGACACUGGAGAUGGCUGGAUCAGAACCUGCUGCCCUACAUGGCUGUGUUUGAGAAUAAAGAAGAUGCUGCCAGUUUUGUGCUGGGCAAAGUGAAAGGUUUAAUCGCGGAGGAGGUUUUGGGUGGUCAGGCUGCACUGGAAGAUUAUCCAGCUCGCUUCAGGGAAGAUCUGGCCCGGUUCGAGCAGCGCUUCGGCCUCCCUCAGCGAGAGAAGCUGGUGACGCAUUACUCCUGCUGCUGCUGGAAGGGCCACGUGCCUCGCCAGGGCUCACUGUACCUCACCACCAACCACAUCGCCUUCUACUCAUUCCUACUGGGCAAAGAGGUGAAGCUGUUAGUUCCGUGGGCUGAAGUGACGCGGCUGGAACGCGUAUCUGUGGGUUUGCUGACAGAUGUGAUCCGCGUUCACACAAGACGGAAACAGAGGGAGUUCUCCAUGUUUCUGAACGUGGACGAGGUGAUGAGGGUCAUGUGUCAGCUGGCUGAUAUCGCCCUCCGCAGGCUCCUGGACAGCGGUGGACUCACACUCGACCAGUCACUGCAGGACUCCAACAACAUCACCAAGAGGGUGUUGGAAGAACAGGCUCUCAGGCAGUAUGUGCUCUCUCUCUUUGGCUUGCCACGGGCCGAGCGUCUGCAGGAAGUGAUGUCAUGCUCGGUUUGGACUCCUCACGCCCGCUGCCACACGCCGGGCACGGUCUACAGCACAGACGGGUAUCUGUGCUUCAGCAGCCGUGAGGAGGGCCAGUGUGCUCUCAUCAUACCCCUCACAGAGAUCCUCUCCAUUGAGAAGGCCGAGAGCACCAGUGCUCUUCCUAACCCCGUGAUCAUCAGCGUCCGCUGUAAGAGAGCGUUCCAGCUGAUCGAGCUGCUCCAUCGGGACCAGCUGGUGGAGAGCGUCAGACACCGGCUGAGAGAUCUGCACUGGAAACACAACCUUAUCAGCGGACACGACCAGCGCAAGAAGUCCUCGAUCUCCAGCACACCAUACUACACUUUCUGUUACGACACCGUCCAAUCAGACGACGAGGACAGCAGCGACAUCAUCUCUGAUAAAGCUCUGCGUCACAGCGUCCACACAGACCUCAUGUCCAGCUUCCACCCCAGCCAAUCAGACGCUCCGAACAAGACCAGUAACACGGAGCAGGUUCGAGAGCGACUGUGGGACGAACACUUCACGGAGUUCGGCCGCGGCGUUCACAUGUUCCGCACGGAUAAGAUCCGUAAGCUGGUGGCGCUGGGGAUCCCCGAGUCUCUGCGCGGAGAGCUGUGGCUCAACUUCUCCGACGCGUGUUCCUCGCUGGCAGCUCAUCCCAGCUACUACACGGAUCUGCUGGAGAAGUGCAGAGGAGAAAGCAGCAUCGCCACCGAGGAGAUCGAGCGAGAUCUGCACCGCUCGCUGCCGGAGCAUCCAGCCUUCCAGAACGAGACGGGGAUCUCAGCGCUGCGCCGCGUCCUGACCGCCUACGCCUUCAGGAACCCCGCCAUCGGCUACUGCCAGUCCAUGAACAUCCUGGCCUCUGUGAUGCUGCUGUACACUAAAGAGGAGGAAGCGUUCUGGCUGCUGGUCACUGUGUGCGAGCGCAUGCUGCCCGAUUACUUCAACCGCAGGGUCAUCGGAGCUCAGGUGGAUCAGUCGGUGUUGGAGGAGCUGAUCCGUGAGCGUCUGCCGGAGCUGUCCGAGCGUGUUCCUGACCUCUCUCCGCUGGCGUCGGCUUCGCUCACGUGGUUCCUGACGCUGUUCCUCAGUGUCCUGCCCUUCCGCAGCGCUCUGUGUGUCCUCGACUCCUUCUUCUACCACGGCAUCAGAGCCAUCUUCCAGAUCUCUCUGGCGGUGCUGGACGCUAACAUGGCCGAGCUCAGCGCCUGCAGUGACGACGGACAUGCGCUCAUGAUCCUGACCAGUUUCCUGGAGCAGGUCAGACACGAGGAGGACUCACACGUUUGUGCUGAAGACGCAGGAGCUUCUCAUCGUCUGAACAUCACCACGCUCAUCACAGAUGCCCACGAGAAGUUCGGCGGUGUGUCUGUGAAGCAUGUGGAGAUGUUGAGGAGCCGUCAGCGUGUUCAGGUGCUGCAGGCGCACGAGGACUCCACCAAAGACAACGCACUGCGCUUGGUCACUCCAGACGUGUCUCUGUCGCAGCGAGAUCUGUCGGAGCUCUACGAUCUCUUCAAGACGGAGCACUUCAUCAGUCUGUACUGGGGUGAUGGUGUGUCCUCCUCCUGUGCGUCUCCUGCUCGUCCUGCGGUCGGAGGCUGUGUGGAGCGAUAUGUGGUGGACCGGGCUCAGUUUAAGAGUCUGUAUGAGCUGCUGACGCCCUGGAGCUGUGGCACACACACGGACACCGUCGGUCAGCGCGCCUUCACUCUGCUGGACCAGGACCGAGACGGCCUCGUCACCUUCUCUCAGUUCACGCAGAUGCUGGAUCUUCUGUACUGUGAGGAGCUGAACGAGAAGAUCCGGCUGCUGUAUCGACUGCACAUCCCUCCAGCUCUGAGCGAGGACGCACAAGACUCGUCUCCUCUGAAGAGUCCCGUGUUGUCCAGCACCAGACCUCUCUGUGUCAGCCUGCCCAACGGAGAGAGGAAGUCUUAUGAAGAGCAGCUGCAGCAGAUGCUUCAGGACCUGAGCAGAGAGAAGCAGAAGGACGAGGAGAAGCCUCUUCUUCACAUGAAGCAGCACCAGUUCAUCCAGUUCUGUAAGACGCUCUACAGCAUGUUUCAGGGCGAGCCGGGCGAGGCCGAGCUCUUCCAGGCCAUCGGGAUGGUCACCAGCCUCGUGCUGCAGAUCGGAGAGGCGGGUCAGAGCGGUCAGAGCCCGAGCGAUGAGCACUGGUCAGUCAGCUUCGAGCAGGUGCUGGCCUCUUUACUGACCGAGCAGGUGCUGGUCAACUUCCUGGAGCGGCCCGUCCAUCUGAGCGACAGGGUCAGCGCGGCCAAGCCCCGUCAGUAUCAGGAGCGCGCCGGCCUGCUGAUGAUCCAGCACACACACACACACACGAGUGCCCUGACCCAAUCCCAUGAUGCCCUGGGGCGAGCCGGACUUCCCUCAGCCCUGUGUGUGUGUCAGCAGACCUCACUGACCGACAGAGAGAGAGACCUCUGACCGAAUCAACAACUCACAUGA
Carassius carassius (crucian carp) is the source of this 3768-nucleotide messenger RNA. Its product is annotated as TBC1 domain family member 8. The transcript is spliced from 20 exons. The coding region runs from base 379 to 3747 and encodes 1122 amino acids. Lineage: Eukaryota; Metazoa; Chordata; Actinopteri; Cypriniformes; Cyprinidae. Gene Ontology annotation, molecular function: calcium ion binding. The record is from RefSeq and is a predicted model, not a curated record.